This is a messenger RNA of Lytechinus pictus (painted urchin), 6758 nucleotides long. RefSeq names its product NLR family CARD domain-containing protein 4-like. The transcript has 8 exons. Lineage: Eukaryota; Metazoa; Echinodermata; Echinoidea; Temnopleuroida; Toxopneustidae. Gene Ontology annotation, biological process: signal transduction. Bases 211 to 4161 code for a protein of 1316 amino acids. Gene Ontology annotation, molecular function: protein binding. The record is from RefSeq and is a predicted model, not a curated record.
ACACAAGCCGUACAGACGACGACCCAGCUCACAGCUAGCCCCUCACGUCUUAAACGUACAGAUCCUUGACGUUGGCUUGAGAACUAUAAUUUUUCCAAUUAGAGAACCUUGCAGACAUUACUGAUGUAAACACACUGCAUCGAUCACAAGAGCAAGACAUGGGGAUCUUAAACAGGUCUUUGAAGUGCUGAAGUAUCUGGAUCAACAGGAAUGGCUAACUUAAAUCCUGACGAAUCAAAUUCUGAUAUCUCGGCGCCAUCAUGCAGCGAAGAUACGCGAGAUGACAAUCCAUCGGAAACCCUCUCUGACCUGGAACUCAAUUUGAUCUCGCAAAAAGUCCCCCGACAUCGCUGGGAAGAGUUGGGCCUCCGUCUUGGGUUCGAUGGUGUGCAACUCGAAUGCAUCCGUCAUAACAAUAAACAUGAACCACCGCAGAGGGCGAUAUAUGACAUGUUGCAUCAAUGGCGACGGAAUCACACAGGGGAGACGCUGCGAGAGGCGCUGUUGCAAGCCCUACUUGAUACACGGUUAAAGGAAAUUGCAGAAACUAUAGACGAUGGAUUUGUCACGUCACACUCACUCGAUUUGGAUUUGGAGCAGUUAAGAAAGGAACUGGUCAAUUUCUACCUCUCAGACAUGUGCAAGAUCAAGUUUAUCCCUUGGGAUGAAGAAUCUUAUGUUGAUCUCCAAAAGUUCUAUGUCCGGUUGUCCCUCGUCAUGCAGAAUGCAAGCACCUUUCUGAACGGACCGAAGACCCUCCGACCCCUUCAAGAUUCCCAUGACGGCAUCUUUUCUUCUAGUAAUAGCAACGAUCGGCAACCGAUGAGGUUGCUUUUAGAGGGUGAAGCAGGUAUAGGAAAAACAACUUUAGUUGCUAAAUUGGCCUAUGAUUGGGCAAUAAAAACUGAUUCUUCGCCGCUGAAAGACAUCCCAUUGUUCCUUGCAAUCCCGUUCAGAAAGUGGAAUCCUGAAUGGUCCAUUGGUAAUGCUGUCCGUAAGUGUCUCCUUGCUUCGGACAGUAAAAUAACAGCCAGGCAGAUCGAUCACUACAUGAAAUCAAACCCUGGAGCCGCAAAGGUUGUCCUAGAAGGAUACGAUGAGGCUAAGUUCAGCAUUGCCGACGCAAAAGCAUCUGGUCGCAUUGGUUGCAUUCUUCGAAACGAGGAGCUGCGUGAAAGUCCGAUCUUAGUUACGACCAGACCUUGGAGAGUGGUGGAUUUCAAAAGCUGUCUCCGUACUUACACGAGGAUUGAAAUUGAAGGGUUUCAGAAAGAAGAAACGGACAAGUAUGUCAAGUUCUUUUUCAAGGAACAGGAUGAAAAGGCAGAGCAUGUCUUAAAGUAUAUUCGACAGCACCCUCUUGUAUCUGAGUUCCUGUCAGGAAUACCGUUAUUCACUGCUAUGCUCUGCGAGUUGACCAAUGAAAUCCAGACCACUGUUGACGACCUUGACGAAUUUGACACAUUGAGUGAUCUGUUCAGGUACUUCACGAGUUAUCUGUGGGGCCACUACGAUACGAAAUCAAAUACUUCAAGAUCUCAAGAAGAAAGUGAGAAGACUUUGACCAGAUUACUCUUGCAUCUAGGGAAAGUAGGUCUUGAUGGUCUAUUCAGUCCAGAGAAGAAAUUAUUGUUUGAUUCUUCGGAUUUCAUACUCUCAGAAGGACAAGAAGACGAAAAAUCAUACGAUCAAGAGGUAGAGGAAUUGGCUUGCAAGAUCGGCAUCCUCUCGAAGCAUCGACGGCAAGUGCAACUCAAGACAAAGUUAAGACAGAGAACUGUAACAAAGUCACAUGCUGUAUCAUUCUUCCACAAACUAAGCCAGGAAUACUGUGCGGGCGUUUAUUUGUCGCACUUAGCAAGAACAGACGAAAUGGCAUUCUUACAAUAUAUCCGACAAAUAUGCAGCCGUACCCAACUGUUAGAGUAUAAGAAUGUUCUGCUCUUUACCUGCGGAGAGGGAAUCCAUUCUGCUCGUUUGAUUCUUGAUCAUCUUAUUGCUCUACAAGAAAAGUGGGUGUACCUUUGGGACACCAAUAACAACACACCUGAUAUCGCUUUGCUGUGCAAUUUAGAGAGUAAAAGUGACGGUGAACUGAAUGCCCAGCUGAAGAGGUUCUUGCAGUCUAGUAACCUGAAAAUAUGGGUGUCACCGUUUCAGCAUGAGCCACACAUUGCUGUAGCAUACAAAUAUAUGCUGUCCUCUGGACAGUCCUUGCCAUUGGAGGAUUGUGACCUGAGCAUCUCUAAAAAGACAAACCUCCACAUCUUCUUUGACUUCAUGUCCUACAAGAAUGCAACCUCUCUUACUGGACUCAAGCUCGAUGUGGCACAUCUCAAAGAGGAAGACUAUCUGCGUUUAUUGACAUGUCUGCAAUCCUUCCACCAUCUCCGUAGGUUGUCAUUGUCAGUAAACGAAUCAACCCACGUCAGCAAGCUGAACAAAGCUCCGGGUUCAUGUAUCUAUUCAUCCGUCCAAGAUUUGACAUUACAAAAUCAUUCCACGGAUUCGCUGGCUGAAAAUCUAUCAUUUGCAUGUGAUCGAUUUCCGAAUGUUGAAGACCUCAAAAUUGAGGGGGCAUCAUUGGAAAUACAGCCGAAGACAACAAUGCAUGCUAUAAACCUUGCAUCAUUGAUGAGACUAUCCAUCAAGAACUUAACAUGUGAACAUUCGCGUAUGAGCAUAUUUUUCGACCUCAUUUCUCAAACUUGCCCAAUUCUCAAGGAAUUGAAAGUGAGCGUUGAAGACAAACUUAUUCAUCUAGAAACACAUGGUGGUGGAAAGAUCAUGGAACAGCUUAGAUGCUUAGGCCUAGACCUGAAGUACGUGUCCAAUCCACUCCCCUCCGACAACCUGAUGACCAUGAUUGCAUCAUACGCGCCAUUCCUGCAGGACCUCACACUUGAUACUUAUUUAGAAUUUAGACCUGUCAAGACGGCUGCGGAAGUGUCAGUAUCAUCAAUCAAUCAUAUGGUCGAACGUGCUACUCUGAGAGAUAUCUGCAAGAAUGAAGAAGACCUCAGGCAAAUCCUACUGUACAUUCCCAAUGUCAAGUCAUUGAAAAUUAUCCGUUGUGAGCCUUACCGCUAUAGCACCGGGAGCCUGACUACCGAAGUGCUUGCAAUGAAAGCGACACAACUAGAAGUGAAUUGUUCAGGUACAGAAUUCUCGGAUACGACAGCAAACCACCUAGUGAUGAUGAAUUGCGUGCAGAAUUCAGUAACUACCACCCUCUCUUUCCUUUCACCAUUUCAGAACCUAACCUCACUUUCUCUCGUCAAUCUUCCAUUCCGGACACUAAAUCUAGGAGGAUGUCCGAAAAUGCCGACCGUUCGUCACCUCCAGCUACUUGGAUUCUUUCUACAGUGCGCCAGGGGACUUCGACAGUUUUUCGACAGUUUCCCAAACCUGGUGUCAUGUCAAGUGCCAUUCUCUGUCAAUGAUGGGAUCAUUGGCGACUUGAGCGACUCAAUCCGCGAACGAAAUGAUCUCCGGCUUCUUGUCCUUGGGAUUGACUCUGGCAUCACGGAUAAUGUUGGAAAGGUAGUUGAAGCAAUCGCCAGCCUCCCAUCACUUGAACACCUCGUCUUCCGAGUUCAUUUGUUACAUGACACAUUGCUUCAAACGCUAGCCCUUGCUCUGCCUGUCUGGACCAAGCUGACUUUUCUUGGGGUACAUCCGUACCAGAUGAAGUUCCAAACUGAACCCGCCGGGCUUGAAGCAAUGGGUGCCUUUGCUGAUGCGUGUGUGAAUCACGACCAGUUGUCUACCAUUGAUCUUUCCUUGUUACAACUCACCAAAGAGGCGGCAUUGAAGGUGCUUGGGAUGGCGUCCUCUGCAUAUGGCUCGUCUGGACAGUUUUCGUUAAGGUUUACAGGACCCCAUCUGCCGUGUGACUGGGAGGUUUACAACGCAGUAGAUGUCGGCAGGGACACCGGUUAUGUCACAUUGGUACCACCCGACAAAAUGGUGAGAUAUGGGGAGUUUCAUGAUGGAGCCGGUCCGACGUUUUCAUCCAAUAUGUGCGGUGUUACCCUCGAAUCAACUGCCAAAGACGCCGUAUACUGGAGAUCCAUAGGCUGUCCUGAUCUAGAUGCCAUCUUUGGCGACCAAGAUGGCGCCAACAGAGACACCGAGAAAGAAGAUAAUGUCACUGUUUAAGCCUUUACUCAUGUUGGCUGUUCAAGACCUUCGCUCGAGGAAAUUGGUGUACAGAAGAGCACUCCCAUUCAGAAAUUGAACUAAAGCAAGUUGUACUUCUGCUAAUCUUGUCUCAAUACCCCCUAUUUUGAACAACUGUCAAUCAGGGUCUGUGUCCGCAGUGUAUAGGACCAUUCCGUUUUUGCAAGAUACAGUUCAAUUACGGAUCUCCUGUUAAAAUACCACAAAUGUAUAUAUAUAUAUAUUUAUAACAUCUUUUCGGACGAUCUCGUGCACCUCACAUUGUUUUGAUUGCACUUGAUAUACAUCCCAAAUCGUGGAAGUUUGCACUUUAAAUGUCCGGGACUUCUUGUAUUCAGAAGGCGAUUAGAUCUCACCUUCCCUAUUAUAGGGUUCCAAAUAUUUACCCCGAUGGUGCAAUAAAGCUUUUCAGGGUAAAACGUUGCACCCCAAAGUCAGCUUCCAUUUCGACAUUAUUUUGAAGAGUGAAAAAAAUAAAAGUGUGUACUAGCUUUGGCAAUAUCUAACAUGUAAGGCCAAUUUUCAAAGAAUAAGCGUCAUAGAAUUGAGUUUAGAAGUUACUAUAUGAGAUUUGCUAUUUGGUCUCAGUUGGAUAUACAUACUGCUCAAUUAGUUUUUUCAAAUAUAGGAUGAGGAAGAAGAAAAGUCUCAUCAAUAAGUCUCAUCAAAUGGAAACAAACGUUUGACUUUGACAACACUAUAAUGGAGGUUCUACUAUCAAAUACCUUUUUAUUCAACUGCAGAUGGCAACAUGAGGUGGUUUCAGUUUAAAAUAGUGAAUAGAAUUAUUUAUAUGAAAGAUGCUUUGUUAAGAUUUGAAUUAGUUACAAAUAACUUAUGUACUUUUUGUUAUAAUAAUAAAUUUUAUGCAUAUUUUUUGUUCUUGUGCCCGCACAAACGAAAUAUGGUCUGAAAUCGAAAUUUGGUUUUCUCGUAACAAUUUGCAUAUCAAAAUUUCAAACCAGAAUAAAACUAUUCCGAUUUUACGGAAACAAUAAUGGUGCUCUUAAUUGUAUUUUUAUAAUCGUUAGAAAGGAAAUUCUUGCAGCAAAAUGCAAACACUGUCUUCCAGUUUUCGACCAUAUUGUCUGAAAUAAAAUGUUAUUAUGGUAUGGAAAAGGAUAUAUAUAAAACAAAUCUAAAAGAGAAGGAAUUCAUAAAAAGGUGAUCAUCUUUUACUUUAUUACAUUAAGUCUCUCAGAUAUCAAUCUAAAAAGGAAUAUAUAUCUUUUAUGGAUUUUUUCUUUCCUUUGCACUUUGACUUUUCUUUGUUCUACAAAUGUUACGACAAUUUCAUGAAAUAUUGUAUUGUACAUAUUUUAAUUUUGUGUCAUAUACUAUCUUAAUUAUUCAAUUAUGUAUUGUCGAAAAAUAUGUAUUAUAGUGAUUUCAAUAAAGGAACCAUGUGGAAGGGUUAAAAAGAAGGGAAAAAAAGAAAAACCUUGUAAGUAAGUGUUUGUAUAUUAGGAGUAAUAUUUUGUAAUCAUUGCAAUGCCCGGAAGUCAGUCUUCCUAUAGUCAGUGCUAUAGUGUAAUUCUUGUAGUAUCGGUGUUAUGUAUUUGAUGUUAUGUUGACUUGCAAAUGUUUCUGUAUACAUAUUUCUGAAAUUAUUAAAAAUGUCUACGUACUUAUUUAUUUCCUAUAUUGAUAUGUAUAAGUUGUAUAUUCCCUUUGCACCCACUGAACGUCAUUAAGUGCAUGUUUUAUCGAUUGAAUGUAGUGAAAACACCUUGUUGGGUAGGUCCAUGGUAUGAUUUAGGGUCCAAACCGUGAAAAUCUUGACCAUGUGUCGUAAUUUUUGUCUAUCAUGUCUAUAGUUUGAUAAAAAGCGCCCUGAAUCGUUCGCUGUAUUUUUACUGACUGAAGGCUAAAGUUAUUUUAAUUAUCCUCUACAAACGUCCCUUUCAUAUGAUGAGUAUCCAUGUCAUGAGUUUGGAAAUAUUGUCGGUCUAUAUUUAGUGCUCCAAAUGCCAAGAUGCCAAGUUUCACCUUUGAAAAUUUCUCCUACGACAUUACGUCCUCUCGUAUUUUUUUGAUGGACGGCGGUGCCCUUAAAACACAACCCCCCACGUUGUACAUACAGCAGAAAAAUAAUCUUGAGAAAAUAAAACCCUGAAGAGUACGUAAGAUUAUUUCAAAACAUAUAGUUCAACUACUAAUACACCUUUUAAGUUUUUAAACUCUUGAGGAGAGUGGACUUGCACUAAAUCAUUUUCGUAUCGUGUAUAUCUGUCAGACAGGGUUUCUUUUAAAAAAUAUCACCCUAACAUCUCAUUUCGCCGUAUUUUAGUUCCUUAUAAUAAACAAAGGGUGCAAACUUUUAUCAUCAAUUUUAGCCUUUUUUUUUAAUGUACAUAAUAUAUCUAUAGUAUAGACGAUCGGUGUUACAUGUAUUUUAUAUCAACUUAAUAAUAUUCCAUGUAUAUAUCUUUUUAAAGAAAGUUCAUGCAUUUAUUUGUUUUUUAGGAUUUUUUUGCAUUUUUAGCAUAAGCACUGUUGUUUUCAUUGUACGAUUUGCGUCUUGUUAUGAUGUUUCGGUAUCAAUAAAGACGAUUUUUAUUGAAUUGAGUAAUUCG